This is a messenger RNA of Cercopithifilaria johnstoni, 882 nucleotides long. NCBI's taxonomy places the organism in Eukaryota, Metazoa, Nematoda, Chromadorea, Rhabditida, Onchocercidae. The record is from the annotation of a GenBank genome assembly.
AUGGUACAGCAUUUCAAGUAUAAUAGUUUACAGAAGCUGAUCGCUAAAAAAUGUGUUGGCCCACGUGGAGGGAUGCCGAAGAAAGAAUCAGUUACAACAACUGACGGAGGAAGGCAUGAUAAAAUAUUAUCUGAGAAUUCGCAGCUCAUCCAGCAUCAUCAACCAUUUCCAUCUUCCGAUUCCGAUGAGAGACUAAAAACAGCAGUUGAAAUGGAUAGAAGUGAUUUAGAUAAGAAACUGGUAACAGCAAACCAUUCAAGCAAAUCAACAUUUACAACAAGUUCUAUCAGUCCUUACAGACGAUCAUUGUCACCGGAUACCAUGCUACAGGUUUUUGGAAUGAAAAAUAUGAUUGUUACGCGCGCAUCAAAUGAUACUUUGGUACAGUAUUGGUGGGAUUUAACACCUGAUAACAUUCAUACAAUUGUGAUCAAUUAUCUCUAUGAUAGCGAUAAUAGGCGAUGCGAUCAGUGCUGGAGAUUUGUGGAGAAUAAAUUGGGCAUUUCACGUUUGGUAGUAUUUUACAUAUUAAUCGGAGCAUACUUUUUAUACAUUCUAAGUGGCGAUUUGGCAAAACUUCUAUAUUAUAUUAUGGGUAUUGCAUAUCCUAUGUAUAAAACAUAUAUUACAUUUGAAAAUCGUGGACUUAAUGCAUGUAGAAGUUGGCUUAGAUAUUGGAUUGUUUUUGGUUGGUUAGCAUUAUUGGAUGUAUUUUUUCAUCGUUAUCUAAAAUAUUGGACAGUAUAUUGGUCGAUUAAAAUUAUUAUUACCAUUUAUUUAUUGAUACCAUUAGUUAAAGGAGCUGAUUUAAUCUAUCGUGAUUUCAUUAAAAAUUUUAAUAAAAAUAUCGAACAGAAUAUUCAACUUAUUAUUGGAAAAUGA